Esox lucius (northern pike) is the source of this 4992-nucleotide messenger RNA. RefSeq names its product ER degradation enhancer, mannosidase alpha-like 3 (gene edem3). Gene Ontology annotation, cellular component: membrane; endoplasmic reticulum. The coding region runs from base 1307 to 4021 and encodes 904 amino acids. Gene Ontology annotation, biological process: mannose trimming involved in glycoprotein ERAD pathway; endoplasmic reticulum mannose trimming; carbohydrate metabolic process. The record is from RefSeq and is a predicted model, not a curated record. NCBI's taxonomy places the organism in Eukaryota, Metazoa, Chordata, Actinopteri, Esociformes, Esocidae. The transcript has 21 exons. Gene Ontology annotation, molecular function: calcium ion binding; mannosyl-oligosaccharide 1,2-alpha-mannosidase activity.
CUUCCUCUAAACAACAUCAUCCGCGUUUCCUUGUUAAGAACUAGCUAGUGGCUAAAGAUUUAUGCUGAGUGAUUAAGGCAACAGACGUUUACCAAUUAUUUUACUGCUUAACUAAACCAGACAUUUAGCGGGCUAGAAGCUUGGCUCAACAGCCGAAAAGACGCGGUGCCUUGCUUAGUCUAAAGUCAAGAGUAAUUCACAUUGUUGUCGGAAUGUCGUUGACCGGCCAGGAUAGCUAGCUAGCUUCUAAGCUGGCUAGAAGGGAGCAGGCAGGCGGCACAACUGCCUUGACGAAAGAGCUGUCAAGAGGAGGAAAUAUCAACAGCUACAUAGUUAGCUUAGCUAUAUGACAGAAACGCACUUUUGAGAUUUCUCCGCGGAUAUUCUCGCUGUUCCAUGAAAAGACUGAUGGUGACUAGUACAAGCUAACCAAAUACUGUGUACAUCACCUCUCUGGGGGAUGUUUAACGUUAGGGUUUCGUUGAUUCAGCAUCUGUUGUUACUACAUGUUGUACUAGCUUCCUAGCCAAUUAACAGUUAUGUUUACGUUAUUACUGUGACAGCCACGACGAUAUAGAAAUGUCCUAAUUAUUUGGUAGUCUACUCAGAAAGCAAAACAAUACUUCAGCUUGCGGGUAUAGCUACGCAUUUGUGUUUACUAAAUAAAAAACACAUCAAGUAAUUGUUAAGGGACAUCUUGUUUUGAUAUCGUCAUUCUUAGUAGAAAUAGUAGUGUGAAAGACAACGAGCAUUAGCGGUACUGUAAGCUUAUGUAAAUCCUGACUUGCAGCUAUUGAAGCUUUGCCAACGUGUCACAAGUUGCAGUACUAGAUCCGGGUGCCGUGUGUGUCAAGAGUGGUUGUGAAGCAAAAAGGUGUGACCAGCAGGUGAAUAAGCAUCUGAGACCUUGAGACUGAGUUAUAGAAAGUAAUUGGCAGUUCGAUAAGACGGAUCGCGGAUAUCAUUUUCUAUCAUAGCUACGGCAUUUUUGAAAACUUUCAAAAGGAUACCUUGUUUACUUUGUUUAGUUACCAUAGGUGGUGUAUAAAUGGGCAUCAGUAAGGUGAUUAUUAACUUUGUUGUAGGCCUAAUAAACAGCCCAAUGUGGUGCUUGGAUGUGGAAACAUUCAAUAACCAAUGGACCAGACAGAAACUUGGCCUUAAAUCUCCCAUAGUUCAGAAUAUGUACACAUGAGAUCGCAGUGUGUUCAUCGGUAAGAGAAUACUGCUGGUGUGUAGACUUUUAUAAUUGGGAUGAUAGGUUACAGGUGUAAUUGACUGAGAGGGCUAGGUUGUAGCUUUGUGGAUGAUGUUGUGGUUUCGCCCUGCAACUAUGUCUACCCUAUUGUUGCCUUUGCUGCUAUUGCUGAGCAUUGUAUUCAUGCUGGGACAAUGUAUGUCACGAGAAGAGAAGGUCAAGCUAAGGAACCAAGUAGUUGAGAUGUUCGACCAUGCUUAUUCAAAUUAUAUGGACCAUGCAUACCCAGCGGAUGAGCUGAUGCCUUUGACGUGUCGUGGAAGGGUGCGUGGGCUAGAGCCCAGUCGAGGAGACGUGGAUGACGCACUGGGGAAGUUCUCUCUCACCCUCAUCGACACCCUGGACACUCUAGUGCUCUUAAACAAGACAACCGAGUUUGAAGCCGCGGUGAGAAGAGUGUUGCGAGAUGUGCGACUGGACAAUGACAUUGUGGUGUCUGUCUUUGAGACCAACAUCCGUGUGCUGGGAGGGCUGCUCGGGGGCCACUCCAUGGCUGUCAUGCUGAAGGAUGGGGGGCAUCACAUGCAGUGGUACCAAGAUGAGCUGCUCCACAUGGCCAAAGACCUCGGUCUCAGACUCCUGCCAGCCUUCAACACCAGCAGUGGCCUACCCUUUCCCAGGGUGAACUUGAAGUAUGGCGUCAGGGGUCCUCUGUCUCGGACAGGCACAGAGACGGAUACCUGCACAGCUUGUGCUGGCACCAUUAUCCUGGAGUUUGCUGCUUUGAGUCGCUUCACUGGGGACCCAGUGUUUGAGGUCCAUGCACGAAGAGCACUCGACUUCCUUUGGGAGAAGAGACAGAGGAACAGCAACCUGGUGGGAACAACCAUUAACAUCCACUCCGGAGAGUGGGUCCGCAGGGACAGCGGCGUGGGAGCAGGGAUCGACUCAUAUUAUGAGUACCUUCUGAAGGCCUACAUUCUCCUGGGGGAUGACCUCUUUCUGCAGCGCUUCAACAUUCACUAUGCAUCUAUAAUGAAGUACAUCAGCCAGCCUCCUCUCCUGCUAGAUGUUCACAUCCACAAGCCACUUUUGCCUGCCCGCACCUGGAUGGACUCCCUCCUGGCCUUCUUCCCCGGGCUGCAGGUGUUGAAGGGAGAUAUUCGGCCAGCCAUUGAAACUCAUGAGAUGCUGUAUCAAGUCACUAAGAAACACAACUUCCUCCCAGAAGCGUUCACUACGGAUUUCAGGGUGCACUGGGCUCAGCAUCCACUGAGACCCGAGUUUGCAGAGAGCACCUACUUCCUGUUCAAGGCCACCAGAGAUCCAUAUUACCUUGAGGUCGGCCGGACAGUAUUGGACAACCUGAACCGCUUUGCCCGGGUCCCCUGCGGCUUUGCUGCCAUGAAGGACGUCCGCACAGGGAGCCACGAGGACCGAAUGGAUUCCUUCUUCCUGGCGGAGAUGUUCAAGUACCUGUUCCUGCUGUUUGCAGAGGAGGAAGAUCUUCCUUUUAAUGUUGAGGACUAUAUAUUCACCACCGAGGCUCACCUCCUGCCCCUGUCCCUUUCCACUGCCCCUCGCACCCCCACACAUCCCGCCAACGCCACAGCACCAUCGCUGCCACAUCUCUCCACCUCUGUCAGAUCUCUUUGGUCACAGGAAGAACUGGAUGACUCCAACUUUGAUUGGACCUGCCCUAACACACGCCUCCUUUUCCCCGACCCCGCCUUCCCACGGAACCUCCGAGACCCAAUCAGGAGUGCUGUGGACAAGAGCUGUCCGCGCCCAACAAUUCAACGCGAGCCAGGGAUGGGUGGCCCCCCUCUGAGGGCUCAGGAUUUCAUGGCCAACAACCCAGAGCACCUGGAGCUGCUGAGAAGGAUGGGCGUUACCCUUAUACACCUGAAGGAUGGCAGAGUUCAGCUGGUCCAACAUGCUGCACAGGCGGUCAGUGCCGUGGCAGCAGAGGAUGGGAUGCGCUUCAUGCAGGAAAUGAUGGAGCUGUCCAGCCAGCAACAGAAGGAGCAGCUCCCUCCACGCGCUGUCCAGAUAGUCUCCCACCCCUUCUUCGGCCGAGUGGUGUUGACUGCUGGCCCAGCACAGUUUGGCACAGACCUUUCCAAGAGCAUCACAGGGGUGCGUGGGUUUGUGACUGUGGCUGAACCUUACAGUGGCUGUGCGGAGCUGGGAAACGCUGCCUUUGUACAGGGCCGCAUCGCUCUAAUGCAGCGGGGCCAGUGUAUGUUUGCUGAGAAGGCCAGACACAUCAUGAAAGCUGGGGCCAUCGGAGGCAUCGUCAUCGAUGACAAUGAGGGCAGCAGUAGUGACACUGCUCCCCUCUUCCAGAUGGCUGGUGACGGCCGCAACACGGACGAUGUCACGUUGCCCCUCCUCUUCCUGUUCUACAAGGAGGGCAACAUCCUGUUAGAGGCUCUGAAGGAGUACAGGGAGGUGGAGGUGUUGCUGAGUGACAAGGCCAGAGACAGAGCUUCCAUAUUCAAAGGUAAACCUCUCCCUGGCAUCCUGCUGGAGAGCAGUAGCGACACUCAAGAGGAAGAGGACUGUUCAACUGACCAAACUUCACCUGCCCCUGACGCAGCCCUUGACCAGUCACACGUGAGCCCCAUGGACGAAUCGGCACCUAACAAUAAGGCAGUGACUCCUGAAGAGGAUGCAGGACCUGCCAUUAAGCAGAACCGUGAGCCAGAGAUGGAGUCCGCAGAGGACAAGGACUCGAGCAGCAAAUCAGUGGAAUCCAUGAUGGCUGAUUGGCAGGAGGAUUUGGAGGCAUUCCAACAGAUGGAGAAGGAUGAGCUUUGACUGCCUUCACAGCCACUCCCACUCCCACACACACACACACACACACACACACACACACACACACACACACACACACACACACACACACACACUCAUUGUAGUCUCUCUCAGCCACAGUACAGAGACUAUCCCUCCUAAGGAGAGUCAAGAGGGGAGACAUUUUGGAACGGUUACCAGGGUGGAAUACAGUUUCUCUCUCUUCACCUGUCUCUAAUUUCUCAGGUGUCAACAUGCCAGCUGAUCCUCUGGCGCUCAUCUCCCCGUCGUAUCUUUUCAGCCAGUGGCUAACAAAAAAAUAGACUCCAGCCCAGAUGGCUAUCUAUUGGCAGAUGGGACGUCUCAGCUCUCAACUUACUUUUUUCUGAUCUUGUCUUAUUUUUCACAUAUUGUCUUCCUCAAAAUGCGUUUCUAAAUCACUGACAUAGGAGAGCAUAUUCCAAAUGCUGGUUUACUAAUAAUAAUCCACUGACUGACUGAGAAGGUUUUUUUUUUUAACUGUGCUGAUUUACUGAUAAUUUGAUGGAACAUUUACUAUUGUCUUUUCAUGGCCUAAUUUCUGGGGUCAAUAAUAAACUACCUGACCUAGAGACUGCAGUGAGUUGCAGUCUAUAAAAGGAGAGUGCUGGGCAUCACUUGGCACUGGCAAUCUCCAGGAAUAUAUGAAGUUAUGUGACUGUAAAUAUGUAUUUGUCAGUUAAUUACAAAAUAGUUUGAAAACAGUGCUGCUUUGCUCAGGUUCUGGUCAGUAUGACAUACGCCCCUCUGAUCCGCAUGGGAUAAACUUUCCCAAACCAUACCCUAUGCUCUUGUCAUGGGGACGUGUGGGCAGACAUUACCAUCGGUUGGCCAGCAGAGGGGAUCCUUGUCUGAGGCAUCUACUGUUCUGGAACUUGCCAGCGGACUGGAAGGACAAGCUAACAAAAAGCCAAAAACGUAAUGAACUUUAAUAAAAUUGCUAAAUACAUGGAAAA